This is a messenger RNA of Pyrgilauda ruficollis (rufous-necked snowfinch), 1748 nucleotides long. RefSeq names its product polymeric immunoglobulin receptor-like. Gene Ontology annotation, cellular component: cell surface. The record is from RefSeq and is a predicted model, not a curated record. NCBI's taxonomy places the organism in Eukaryota, Metazoa, Chordata, Aves, Passeriformes, Passeridae. Bases 72 to 1499 code for a protein of 475 amino acids. Gene Ontology annotation, molecular function: signaling receptor activity. The transcript is spliced from 8 exons.
GGCACCCACGCUGGCACAGGACACGCUGGGCAGCCCCCAGUGAUGCCCCUUCCCUGGGCCUGAGCGUGGCCAUGGAGCUGAGAGCCCUGUUCCUGCUGCCACUCUGCUUCCCAGGUCUCCAAAGCCAAACCCCAGAAGUCCAGAGACGACGGGAAGGGGACACUCUGUACAUCCAGUGUCCUUAUGCACCGUGGACUACUGACCAGCAGAUAAAAUAUUGGUGCCUCCCCCGGGGAAAUGGAGGAUGCCAAGAAGUCCUGCACACAUACCUUGAAGACAGCAUACGAUCCAGUGAUGAGAGAAUUAAAAUAAAGGAUAACAGAACUAGUAAGACUGUUUCUGUCACCAUGGCUGACCUCAAGGUAGAGAACUCAGGCACAUAUUUCUGUGCUAUUUACAGCUCUUACAAUAACUAUCCACGGCUAAAGACGAUCUCACUGAUUGUUUUCAGGGAGCUGCUCAGGUGGGAGCUGGACACCCUGACAGUGCAGUGCCCAGUGGGGUAUGGCAUGGCCUGGUGCCGAGGGCAGACUGACUGCACAGGCCCAGCGAGGAGACAAACAUCUUCAAAACAGAGUGAAACGAAAUCCCUGCAAGACAGAGUGACAAUGCAGUAUAAUGGUCAAGGGGCUCUCGUUGUCACCAUGAAGAACCUGAAGAACCAGGACUCUGGUGUGUACUGGUGUGCACUGAGCUCUGGGCACACCCGGAAAAUGGAGAUCGUGCUCUCUGUGUUCAAGAGGACCCAGAAGCUCCCAGCCAAGGAGUCAGGCAAUGUCACUGUCCAGUGUCACUACAAGAUCGCAGACUACCAGGCUGUCAGCAAAGCCUGGUGCAAAAUCAAGGAGGGGAAAAUGUGCAACGUGCUGGUGACCACCAGAUCAGAGUCCCCAGCAGGAAACAGCACGGCUCGGGGGGGUGUCAGGAUCCAGGAUGACACCCAGCAGGGCAUUGUCACCGUCACCAUGGAGCAGCUGCAGGUGCAGGACUCGGGCGUGUACUGGUGCGCGCUCCAGGACGGCUCCGAUCUGCUCCGCAUGGAGGAGGUCACGCUCAGCGUUUCCAAGGCGUUGCCUCCGGGAGGUUUUCCAGACUCUGAAAGGCGAAGUCAAGAAAUUCUUUUGGGUGACAGCUGCAGUGGGAACACCUUCCUCAUCCUGUCCGUGGUGCUGCUCAUCCUGCUGCUCCUGGCCCUCCUCACCUCCAUAGCCCUGGCUGUCAGGUACUCCAGGCUCCUGCUGAGAACAGGUACCAGAGAAGCAGAGGACACCAGUGACAGAGCAGAGGGCACAGCACAGCCUGGCAGCACUGGGAGGAGGGAAAGUUCCCAGGAUGACAGCAAAGGGCCAGCAUACAUCAACCUGGAUGUGCAAUCCCACCCCAACCCCGAGGAUUCUCUUUACUGCAACGUGGAACUGAGUCAGGCUCCCAGGAACCCCCAGCAUGUGGAAUAUGCCGUCAUUGCCUUCAGCCAGUCCCCAAGGACCGGCAGGGAAUGAAGCCCAGAAUCCCAAACAAGCCAGAAAUGGGAGGAAGGAACUGGAAUACAGAGUGGGAAUGAGGAGUAGGAGGUGUGUGUGGUGUUGCCUGAGCAUUUUCAGCCCUCCCUCCUUUUUUAGGGCCAGGCAGAUGUUUUGUCACACUCAUGGCAGAUUGUCUCGGGUCAGGCAGAGCUGUGGGGGAAUUCCACAGAUCUCCUGUACAUCUGCUUUUCCAAUUCCAUUAAAGUGCAGAAUCUUGGAGAGGCA